Molecule: messenger RNA, 5641 nt
Organism: Solea senegalensis (Senegalese sole)
Lineage: Eukaryota; Metazoa; Chordata; Actinopteri; Pleuronectiformes; Soleidae
Product: fas-binding factor 1 homolog
Exons: 32
Coding region: 2255-5641 (1128 amino acids)
Biological process (GO): cilium assembly; establishment of epithelial cell polarity
Cellular component (GO): ciliary basal body; ciliary transition fiber; centriole
Source: RefSeq, a predicted model, not a curated record
UUUUACCACAAUCUACCAUUCAAGCCUGUCAAUGGGAGGAAAAGUGUCAGUGAAGUGACCCACCAGGAGCACCAAGGCAGGAGAUCCCUGGUGUAGGACCAUGUGUACCACUAUGAUGGUCCUAACCAGUGUUGCACUCAUCCUGCGGCAGAUGUUCUCCAACAAAGUCCAACCUCAGAAAGAGACGACUGAGACAGCCAUGCCAAACAUGAACAAUGGAGGAGUGGCAGAAAUCCCGAAACAGCAACAGUGAGCAUGACUUGUUGCCGAAGAGAUUUACUUCCGUGGACAUGAAAGGAGAGAUUUCCCGACAUAGUUUUGUUGUGUUUUCUCAUUGAUCUGAUAUUGAUUCAUGUGCACUUAAGCAGCUUAAGUCAAGACUCUUACACCAGAGGUGAAAAAAAGUGGGCCAGAAAAACAGUGAGGCCCCACAGAUGCUCUCACUGCUGGAACAAGCAAACUAAACAAACAUACUUGGUUGGCAAAUUCCAGCUUGGGUGAUCAUCAUGAUGACACAGCACUAACUGUUUUGAGUUUACUACUUAAGCUAUAUUGUCAUUGCUUAAGAACCAUAUUGUGAACUGCAUGUUCUGUGCCUCCUCUUUUUUUUUUUUUUUUUAAAAAAGCUAUUUUUUUGUUUUGUUGGUAUGUUUUUCUUAAAUUGACAAAUGUUUUGAAUUGAUGUAGGGUAUCUUGUCAUAUGUUUUCAUGUGUUAUUGUCCUCAGAGGGGAAGGUUAUUGACCAAAUGCAUAAAAAAGCAGUGAAAUGCAUAACCAAGUCUUCAAAUGUAAUACAGAACUUCCUUCAUUCAUGCACAGUAUGAGUAUUCUGAUUAUUCAUUGAUACAAACAUUAAUAAAUGUACUAAUGAAUGAACAAGUCAGAUGAACAUUAUUGUAUUACAAUAACAGCAGAAAAACAUGUAUUUUUCACCACAAAUGUGUUGUUAUCUGCCCCCAACAUAUCAGCUCACUUGGAAGUAAAUACAAUACUUCUAUGUAGGAUCUUGAACUGCUGUUAGGUGUUUUGCAUCACACCUGUUUUUGAGAAAACAUAAAAUGAAUCACCCUUUUUAAUGGAAUUAUCUGUCUUUGUCAUGUGAUACGACGUUUACGUCUGACUGAAAUGAGACAUGCAAACGCCUUUUCUUUCUUUCUUUCUUUUUAAUCCCUGAGUUGGUACAAAUCAUCACAUGCAUGAAAGUUUACACUUUGAAUCAGAUCAACAGAUUAAUUUUUCAAUGUGUGCUUCUGCACAGCCUUUCGUGACAGCGUCUGAGUUCUGCACCAGUUCAGAGAAAGGGAAUUAAAAACAUGCAUGUAUGUACAGGUCAAAUUCUUUAAAUGGAGAUUCCACGCUUGCUCUCCUUGUCAGACAUAGGCAGCAAAUCUUUGUGAGGACACAGUGAUAAAUGGGGAGAAAAUUCAUGUGAGGAUUUUAUGUAAUCCCACCUCUUAAGGGAAGAGAAGAGGAAACAUCACCAGAACCUGUAUUUGAGGAUGAGUUUCCUUGUUAUCAUUGUGCUAAUUAAAAGUGUAGCAUCAGGCUCAGACCUUACUGAAUUACUCAUGGGCUUCAGAGGAUAAAUUAUUCAGCUCUUCAAUUUUGCAGUUGCUGAUUUGCUUUGACUGUUUCUCUGAACUUUGACGCCACCUGGUGGUGAGUCGAUUUGGUUCGGUUUCACAAACGACAUACAGAACGACAUAAAACGUCUGCGUAACUCAAUGUUAUUUUUAACCCAUUACAACACGUGACACCUUUUUAAAUCCUUUGCUGAAACCGUUUUUGCUUACGUGCUAAAGAAAAACUACUCUACCCACAAUGCACCACGAAGCAUGACCAGGAAAUGUAAAUUUGGUCGGCUGGUGCUGUUGUGAUGUUGCUACUGUAGCUAAAAACGUGUAGUUUUAGCAUGUAUUUUAUAUUCUGACAUGUUUAAUGCUACUCGUGGUGUACGUGUUGGGUGCGUUAAUAGCUUAAAUGUGCGUUAUGACUCAUGUGCAGCCUUUAAUGUAUGUGGCGUGCAUGGUGUGAUUCAUUUUAUUUGUCACUUGUCCAAUUUUAAAGUGCUAAUCGUGGCUAAUGACUAAAAAACGCACCACACAUCAGUUGUGUUGAGACACAUUCAUUAACAAAGGUCGUAUCUGGCGUUCCUCUCAUGAAGGCUCGCAGGAGUAACAGCGUGGUUACCAAUGGAGACAGGAGACGCCUAAUCAGAUUUAGCUAGCAUUAGCUAGCUAGUUGCAGAUUCAAUAUGGCUACAAGGCCCAAAGGUAAAUCAUCAAAAAGUUCAUUCGGAGAUGACGAUCUCCUUGACAGCUUAUUUGAUGAUAAAAAACAUCCUGUGAGGGGGAAAGCCUCUCGAGACGGGCCCUUAAAUCGCUCCACUGCCACUGAUAACAUCUACAGUUUGCUGGCAGAGGAGGCAAAGAAGGAUGGUGGUGACAUUGAGGACUCAGAUGUCUCAGCAGCAGAUCCCAAUGACAUACUGAAGGACAUGAAGGACAUGGACGAUAUGGAUGCUGACCUCUUUCCAUCAAAGAAAAAGCCCAGUUCAGCGCCUGCGCAAACUAAGCCAUUUGGUCAUGGUGCAUCAAAGAAAGACUCAUUGGAGGACAAUGUAAAACCAGAGGGAGGAGAUGAAUCAAUCACUGGGAGGAAGAAGCCAAACUCUGCACCUUCGACUUCAGUGUCCAACUACAGGAAGAUCAACUUCUCUGAUCUUGAUGACCCCCUUGCUGACCUACUCGAGGACUUGCUUCCAGAUGAAACCAAGUCGAAAGCUGGCGUGCAGCAGUCCGAACCUGAACCUGAAUCAGUGCAACUUCGUCCAACAUCUCCGGUCUCCAAGAGUAAAUCUUCUAAAGCAGCCAAGAAACCAAGUGAUCUCACAUUUGAUGAUGAUGAGGAUGACCUGAUGGAGGCACUCGGAUUUGACAAUGAUAAAAGCAAUCCCAAGAAAAAACAGACUCUGCUUUGGCCCAGCAAGGAAAGGAGUGAACCUCCUCAGAGAGCUCGCACUAGACUGGACGAGAUUCUGGAGAGUAGGACUUCACCCCGUCUUCUGGAGCGACCACCCACGGGUGAAAAGAAGGAGCUGCUUCUGUCUCAAGAGAAGCAGCAGCAGGAGAAGACCACCAGUGGCAAAGAACCACCUAUAGAAGAUGAUCUCACAUUUGGAUCAUAUCAGCCCACCUUGGGAUCCACCCCUGAAGGACGUCGCAGACAGUCUGUUAGAUUUUCAACAGAGGAUAUCAGUUCCUCUGCCCUGGAGAAGAAAACAAAACCUACUCCCACCGCUCCAGCUCGACACCGCAGCUCAGCCGACUGGUUAGGCCUCAAGACGAAUGAUGAUAUUACCUUUCCAGAGGAUGACAACAAAGACAUCAAGACUUCACCCGAGUCUCCAAGGACUCCCUCUUCUCCAUUAUUGGAGAGAAAGCCCUCCCUGACUGGUAAUCAUGUCACAUCUUCUGCUGGGAAAAUGGCAGGGGAGAUACCAGCGCCAGCAAAACAAAAGAAAUCCGAGGCCCCCACAGUCCAGACGAAAGAAGGAAAUGAGGAUGACUGGUUAUCAGGAGCAUUGAGCAGGAAGAAGGCUCUGUCAACUUCAAAUGCUGAGGCAAAAUGGUCCAAGCAGGAUGAUUCUUUAGGUCUUGGAGAAGAAUUGGAUCAGGAGUCAUUUGCUAGUAAACAAGUCACUGCACAGGUUGGUAGCAGCAGAGAGGAUGCAUCUGUUAAAGAAACUAGUACCACCUUUUUUGGACGGCCCAGCUCUGCAGCUCAAAAGACUGAGCAAGCAGUUCCACCGCAAAACACGUCAGCUGCUGUCCAGCAACUGGUGACAUUUCCAGGUGAUAGUCUUCAGCAGCUGCUUCUACAACAGCAGUUGAUGCAAUCUCAGUUGCUGGGUCUUGGGGGUGUCGUGGAUGCAGGAGUCCUGCAAAGACCCAGAGACAAGGAGCAUCAACCUGCAGAGUAUCAAGCUUUGCAUGUACGCAUCGUCCAGCUGGAGGGGCAGGUGAGGACGCUGCAGCUGGAGCGAGACCAGAGCCAAAUUAUGCUAGAGAGUGUCCGGCAGCAGCAUAAACAGGAUAUGGAGCUAAUGGAGAACACACACAAGACUCGUGCGAAGUUGCUCGAGGAAUCAGCAGCUCAGAGGGAGACCCGAGCGCGGCAGGACUAUGAAGACCUUAUGGAGCGCCUUGCCACAGUUACACAAGCUGCUGAGCAGGAACGCUCAGAGCUGCAGGCUCAGUAUCAUCGCAAACUGGCCCUGGCCCAACAGGAGAGAGACCGUGAGGUGGAGAGACUCCGAGAUCUCCAGAGAAAAUCUAUUUCAGAGAUGAAGAAAGACCACGAGGACCAGCUCCAGAGACUGAAGAAGUUGAAAGCCGAGGAGAUUGAUGCAGUGACAAGCGCAACAUCUCAGACCAGGUCUCUUACAGUGGUGAUUGAGCAGAUGGAGCAGUUUUCCUCUCGGCUGGGAGAGCUUUCUUCUCGGGUGGAGAGCACACAUGAACACACCACCCAUGGCCUGGAGCAGGGGGCACGGCACAGAGACGAGCAGCUGCGAAUAAUGCAGGAGCGACUGGCCCAGCAGCAGAAAACCAUGGCAGAGGAGAGGACCUACCUCAAGGAAAUCAUUUCUAGGAUGGACACACAGCUCAAUGAGCAGCAGAGACAACUCGAGAAGGAGCGCUGGAAGAUGACAGCAGAGCAGGCCAAGGCGGAAUCUACCCACAGAGGCCUGGAAGAAGAGCGACGUUCCCUGAGCAUGCAGAUCAACAUGGAGAGGGAGGAGCUAGAAAGAGCAAAGAGCGCUUUACUCGAGGAGCAGAAGUCAGUGAUGCAGCAUUGUGCAGAGGAAAGGAGAAAGCUGGCAGCUGAUUGGGCACACUUCCAUGCCACAGAGAAGCAGAGACAUGAGCGGGCUGAGCGAGAGGUUGGCAGCCUCUUGGAGAAGAGAGAAGGCUCCAUCAUCAGCCUGGCACAGGAACAAGCUGACCUUAAGCUUCGAACAGCAGAGGUAAAGCAGAAAGAGAUGAAUCUGACUCUGGAGCGAGAAACUUUGGAGCGGUUAAGAGAAGAACUUGACAGAGAGAAAGAAAGAAUAGGCAGCACAGCUCUGAGACUGCAAACACGAGCCCAGGAGGUGGAGGCAUUCAGUAAACUCGCUGCAGAGAAGUAUGAAGAAGGAGAACAAGCGCUGAAAGACGCAAAACGUGUGGAGGAAGAACAUGAGGCACGGCUCAGGAAUAUCCAUUUUCAAACAGACAGGAUGAGGCAGCAGGAACAACGAAACCUUAAGGAGCGAAUGCAGUUACAUCAUCUGAAGCGGGAAACAGGAAGUGUAAGACAGGAUGCUCCCAUCACCUUUUUACCACAAAUCAUUCCACCCAUUUUACCAGAUUCUGUGUCACCUAUCCCUGAGCUAACGUCAACCCAAAACAUUCCUCCCACUUCAUUUACCAAUACUCAGUCCAUGACACUUCAGGCCAGUCUGGCUCUGUGGAAGUACACUGCAGAAAAGGAUCGUGAAUACCUCCAAGAGGAGCAGAUAUAUCUAGAAAAUCUGAAAAGGAAAUCCUAUAGAUCUUUCAACACAGAUUGGUCGAUGCGUGCUGGACACUCCCCAUGA